GCUGCGUAUGACAGGGCGAUACAACUGGGAAGUUGAUCGCUGUUACUGUUAUGUCACAGAAGAAACCUCGCACUUUAAACAUCACAUCAAUCAUGGAAGAAAAAUCAGACACACGGAAUUACAUGAAACAUGUAGAACUUUUAGGAAUACAUUUUGAAAAUGAGCUCGUACAGACUCCCAUAAAAAAUCAUGAGAAAGAAGGGAACCAUGAGGACAACAUAGGCCUAGGUCUACUCUAUGAUAGGUUUGAGAAGAGUGCCACUGGUUGUGGGUCGGACACCCGUAGUGAUCCAGUUGUGGACAUCAGAUGUCUGAAGAGAAAGCAACAGACAGAAGUGCACCCCAGCCCGAUGGAGAGGUUCCGCCGGCGGCAUCUAAGUGUUACACUAUUGUGUGAGCAGUCUUGGUGUGAGAUGAAGGUGUCUUUUGGACUUUUGAGACCACUGGUGAAACUAAAAGAAAUGAAGAAACCAGAGGUUAAGGCUGGAACCACCAUACAUCUUAGAAGACAGCUGGAAGUUCACAACAUUGUUCCAAUCCAAGCCCAGUCAAGAGAAGAUUCUGAAGCCAUCAAACUUCUCAAUGUGAUGCACAUGGUGUCAUUAUUACAGGAAGGGCAGUGUGUACGGGAGUUUCCAGUGUAUGGGGUUCUAGAGGGAGUGUUUCUCAUGGGCGUCAUCGAUGAACUGAGCUACAAUAAGGAAGGAGAACUUGUUCUUAGCGAGCUCAAAACCCGUAAGGACAUGUCUCUCCCUGGCGAGGCUCAAGCCAAAGGCCAUCAUCUCCAGGUGGGACUGUAUAAACUUCUGUUUCAUGGUAUGGUCAAUGGGACAGUGAAAAGAAGUGACAUAAUCAGACACCUCAAACUUGAGCCAAAACAAGUUCUGGGAACUGGGGUCCUGAACUACGCUGGGUCCAUGGGCAUGGAGGAAGGCAUCUUUGGGGGCCUGGUCGACAUGGUACUAAAAACGCUAACCUUAGCUAAAGUCGGUGACAUCCAACGUUUGAGGCUGGAGUAUAUCCACCAGGAGUCCGGCAUGACCAUAGACACGAAAGAUGUGGAGUGUGACGAGGCUGUUUUGAGGGGAGAGCUCCGAGAUUAUUUGGACUACUGGACCGGUCAAAGGGAACCCAGGGGAGUGGACAUAGAGGAGGCUUGGAAGUGCAAGCUGUGCCCCUUUGAGAAGAGUUGCCACUGGGGAAAGGACGAAGCUGAAGCCAGUGUCAGUGUUGAUCCUGGCAAGAAACCGAAAUGAUGUCCACAUAUGUUGAACAUUAUGCUCUAAUGUAAUGUCAUCAGACAAACUUUAUUUAUUUUAAUUAGUCAAUUAUGACUACGCUAAACUAGGUUUGUGUGUUUAAUCAUGUUGCAAUGUAACAUUUAUAAUAUUUUUAUUCUCUGGAAAGAAUAUUUAUUGGACCAGCUGCUAGUAAAGCAAUGGAACAUGUGUAAUCAAUAGUCUACCUGGCCAGUGGCUUUGGGUAUAGUGAGUUCACUAUUCACAAUUCAUCUGCACACAGACAAACAGCAAAAUACACAGUUUUGUCAUUGCUUUACUGUAUUGAACCAUUGUUGUUGUGUAAGAUAUUCUAAAAGUUAUUAAUGAUUGUGUAUGAUAAUAUCAUUAAGUUAUUUUAACUUAUUUAACUAGUAUGUUUGAAUCUUUGUAAUUUACUAAUCAAAAUGGGUGGUUACACCAGAGAGGGUUAAAGCGGAGCUAGUAAUCAAGGAUCUUUGGUUACACUUCUGUGUAGUAUGUGAAAGGAAUAUGGUGACAGUAACAUGGUGAUGUUGUGAUUUAUGUGAUUUAUGUACCACUGCACUCUGUUAAAGCAACACAAAGCCUGACGCAUACUUUAUUUAUCUGAGGUGCCAGCACACAUAGAGGGAACUGUAAGUUGCUUUAACUUGUUUUUAUAAGAAGACAAGAAACAAAUACCACACAUUUAAGGUCAUGUGAAACCUUUUGGCUUGUCACAUUUUUUUCUAACUGGAAUAAACAGCAAAAAACUGUAAACUGUUAGAGUAUGUAGUCUAGUGAAGCCACACACAUUCUGCUGUCAUUCUAACAAUCAUUAUUCUAAUUAAUAUGAUACUGAUA
This is a messenger RNA of Alosa alosa (allis shad), 2102 nucleotides long. It is a transcript of the gene exo5, whose product is annotated as exonuclease 5. Gene Ontology annotation, molecular function: single-stranded DNA 5'-3' DNA exonuclease activity. The transcript is spliced from 6 exons. The record is from RefSeq and is a predicted model, not a curated record. NCBI's taxonomy places the organism in Eukaryota, Metazoa, Chordata, Actinopteri, Clupeiformes, Clupeidae. Gene Ontology annotation, biological process: interstrand cross-link repair. The coding region runs from base 51 to 1256 and encodes 401 amino acids. Gene Ontology annotation, cellular component: nucleus.